Messenger RNA from Fukomys damarensis (Damara mole-rat), 2435 nucleotides. RefSeq names its product Fc receptor-like protein 2. Gene Ontology annotation, biological process: cell surface receptor signaling pathway. Gene Ontology annotation, molecular function: transmembrane signaling receptor activity. Lineage: Eukaryota; Metazoa; Chordata; Mammalia; Rodentia; Bathyergidae. Gene Ontology annotation, cellular component: membrane. The record is from RefSeq and is a predicted model, not a curated record.
AUGCAAAUAGGUAUUGAGCAGAAUACAGUUCUCAGGAAAAGCAAAGCUCCUGUUGGCGUCCAGUCUGACUGGCUGAGCAUCAGCUUGCCACGCAAGGCCUAUGAAGGAGACACCGUGACUGUAAGAUGUUCUGGGGAAAACAACGAUAACAUAAAGAAGCUAGUGUACUACAAGAAUGGAUAUCAGAUAGCUGCUUACUCUGGGGCCUCGAGCUAUACCAUCUCCAAUGCAAGGACCAGUGAUGAUGGCGGCUCCUAUUCCUGUAAGGCAGAGAGGAAGAUUUUCUGGUUUAUACAAAGGACAGAAGAAACAAGAUCUGUGUGGCUCACUGUCCACGAGCUGUUUCCAGAGCCUACACUGACCUUCGGCACUUCUUGGCCUAUGGAGGGGAGCUCAGUGACGAUGUUCUGUGACUCCAGGCUCCCUUCCGAUAGGUCGUGGAUCUCUCUUCGCUACAAUUUCAUCAGUGAUUACCGCACCCUAGGUUGGAGAGAGUGGUCAUCAAAGUUUGAGAUCUCAGCAAUAAGGAAAGAAGACUCAGGGCAUUACUGGUGUGAGGCAAAGGCGUUAGGGGACAAGAUCUCGAAGCGGAGUAGCAAAUCCUACAUAAGUGUGCAGAGGAUCUCUGUGUCUCAAGUCUCCAUGCAGACCCGUCCCCCAGGAGGCCAGGCAGUUGAGGGGGAGAAGCUGAUCUUUGUCUGCUCUGUGGCAGAAGGCACAGGGGACAUCACAUUCUCCUGGUACAGGGAGGACACAAAGGAGAGACUGGGGGAAAAACAUGAGCGCUCCCGGAGAGCAGAGCUGCAGAUCCCUGUGGUCCAGGAGAGCCAUGCGGGGUGUUACUACUGUACAGCUGACAACAGCUACGGCCCCAUUCAGAGCCCGGCAGUGAACAUCGCUGUGAGAAUUCCAGCCCUGAGCCCACUUCUCACCAUUAGUGCUCCUGGGGCCACGGUCUUUAUUGGUGAAAUGGUGGAGCUCCGCUGUGAAGAUUUGAGAGCUUCUCCCCCCAUUCUGUACCGGUUUUAUCAUGAAGACAUCAUUGUGGGGAGCAUCUCAGCAUCUUCUCAAGGAAAAACAUCCCUCAACUUCUCCGUGGCUGCAAACCAUUCUGGGAACUUCUCUUGUGAGGCUGACAAUGGCUGGGGACCCAAGCGCAGUGAGGUGGUGACACUUAACAUUACAGAGGCCCCACCCAAAGUCCGUCUGAUGAAUGGUCCCCACCGCUGUGAAGGCCGAGUGGAGGUGGAACAGGAAGGUCACUGGGGCACCGUGUGUGAUGACGGCUGGGACAUGAAGGACGUGGCAGUGGUUUGCCGAGAGCUGGGCUGUGGAGCAGCCAAGCACACACUGGUAGCCAUGUUGUACCCACCUGUGGCGGAAGAGGCCCUGCCUGUGCUCAUACAGGUGGCCCUGUGCAAUGGGACAGAGGUGGCCCUGGCUGAGUGUGAGCAGGUGGAGGCCUUUGACUGUGGACAUGAGGAGGAUGCAGGGGCCGUGUGUGAAGGUGGGUAAUGGCAGAGUCACCUGGGGCCUGGCCCAGCUCUGAGCCUCUUCCUCAGGCUGCCACCUCCAAUUUUCUUUACCAGUCCCCACUGUCCCUUUCUGCUUUCAGAACCACUCACCCAUUCCACAGCAGCCUGUGGCCAGGGCAACACUAUUAGUUGACAUUAAGUUGGGCCAGAGUCAUAAAGGAUUCUUCUGUGUGUUCAAAUUAUUAGUCCUCAUCUGUCCUCUCAAAAGAGGUGGUAGACUGGGACAUGAUGCCAAGAAAAUAAUUAUGAAACCAAAGAACUAUACAAUCUGAGUGGUCUUAAUCAAAGUGACACUGAUUGCAUUGUUCUAUAAUCUAUUUGACCUUUCUGAGCUUUCUCCUAAACAACUCUGUUCAUCAAAAUUAAGCCCUGAGUUCUAGUUGAAGAGGAUGAGGGGCUAUUGGAAGGAUGCUGGACCUGCCAUAGAAGUCAGGCCACAAACUGUAAAGGACAAAGUUCCUCCAGGGUGGAGGUAAAUUGAAGAAAGUUUGGGAGUCUGAAGGUCCAUGGAGCCCUGAAACCUGGGGCAAUCCUUGUUCCCACCUCCAUGGAGCCCUCCAAGCCAAUGGACACUUGGUGAAAAGAAAAACCGUUAGGACCAAUGGGCCCAUGCCCACUUGGAGGAGCUUGUCAUAGCUGUGGCUUGUUCCGGAGAUGGAGUCAGUAUGGGGCUCUGGAAAGGAUCUGGUAUUUGGAGUGAGUUGUGCAGAGCUGGAGGCCACCCCCUGGCUUACCAGCCCUAUAAGGAGCUACUUAAGUAAACUUCUCUGAAGCUCAGUAUCUUGGUCAGAAAAGUGGAAUGACAUGUAGUUUGACUUCCCCACUGAGUUGGGACACAAUCAAACAACACAUGCUCUGAAAGGUCUUUGGUAAAGGGUUAGGCCUGGGAAGAAGCCCCAA